Molecule: messenger RNA, 795 nt
Organism: Alternaria incomplexa
Lineage: Eukaryota; Fungi; Ascomycota; Dothideomycetes; Pleosporales; Pleosporaceae
Exons: 2
Coding region: 1-795 (264 amino acids)
Cellular component (GO): proteasome core complex
Source: RefSeq, a predicted model, not a curated record
AUGGCUGCCCUCUACACCGGUGCACCUCCGCAAGGCGGCCCAGGCUAUUCGUUCAAGCAGACCCCCACAACUGUUCCGUCAGGCGAGCGGCAACAUGGCUUCUACCCCUACACGGACAACGGUGGCUCAACACUGGGCAUCUCCGGCGCCGACUUCGCCAUCCUCGCAGGCGACACACGCUCGACUUCCGGCUACAACAUCAACACACGAUACGCACCCAAGCUCUUCAAGAUCGGCGGCGAGGGACCGGAGAACAAGGGUGCCAGGAUAGUGCUAUCAGUGGUCGGUUUCGCCGCCGACGGUGAUGCGCUGAAGGAGCGUCUCGACACCAUCGUCAAGAUGUACAAGUACCAGCACGGAAAGCCCAUGACCGUCUCCGCCUGCGCACAACGACUCAGCCACAUUCUCUACAACAAGCGAUUUUUCCCCUACUACGUACACGCCAUCCUGGCUGGUUUGGACGAGGAGGGCAAGGGUGCACUGUACUCCUACGACCCGGUCGGCAGCUACGAGAGGGAGCAGUGCAGGGCGGCUGGCGCUGCGGCAUCUCUCAUUAUGCCUUUCUUGGACAACCAGGUCAACUUCAAGAACAUGUACGAGCCAGGCAGCGGAACAGGCCACGAACUCAAGUCGAAGCAAGCACAACCGCUACCGCGGGAUCACGUCGAGGACCUGGUACGGGACGCCUUCACGAGCGCCGUGGAGAGGCACAUUGAGGUUGGUGAUGGCCUUCAGAUGAUGAUCAUUACAAACGAGGGCAUAGCCGAGACCUUCACACCCCUCAAGAGGGACUAA